Messenger RNA from Musca vetustissima, 1281 nucleotides. Its product is annotated as zinc finger protein 300-like. Lineage: Eukaryota; Metazoa; Arthropoda; Insecta; Diptera; Muscidae. Gene Ontology annotation, cellular component: nucleus. Bases 1 to 1281 code for a protein of 426 amino acids. Gene Ontology annotation, molecular function: DNA-binding transcription factor activity, RNA polymerase II-specific; RNA polymerase II transcription regulatory region sequence-specific DNA binding; zinc ion binding. The transcript has 5 exons. Gene Ontology annotation, biological process: regulation of transcription by RNA polymerase II. The record is from RefSeq and is a predicted model, not a curated record.
AUGGAGGAACAACCAAUAUGUCGGAUAUGCAUGCAAAAUUCCCUACUCUUGGACUGGAAUAUUCCAGAUCCAUUACCCAAAUAUUUGUGCGAAUAUUGUUCCACUGACUUGAAAAAGGUUCAUCUUUUCAUUGAGAAAGCAAUCGCAGCACAAGCUAUUUUCCUACGAAGUACUACACGCAGUAUGCAAUAUGACGAACAUACUGGAGAAGAGAUAGAAUCGCAGUUGCAUUCCGAAGAUGAUAUCAUUGAGGAAAAUAUUGAGACAAACUUGAAAACAGAUUCCAUAGAAGAACUAACUAAAGAUGAUAACGUAGAAUAUGAAUUAAUAGAAGAUGUAGAGGAGCGUCGUGAAGCUACACCAAAUUUACAUAUCGAAAAUGAAAUGAUUUUAGGAAAAGACAAUUGCGGAGAAAAAGCACUUUCUGAAGAUGAAAAUGUUGAUGAAAUGUUGAUGGUGCCGGUACCAAAUGAAGAUCAGGAAUGUGGUGAUGGGGCGCUCAUAGUUAAUCGGAAUAAUGAAGCAAGUGGGAAAGAAGAUUUCGAAUCAGAAAACAAUGUCGUUAGCAUAGAGCCACAUGAAGCCAAUGAAAAUAUUGUUAAAGUAGCCAAACCAAAAAAGAGGCCUGCAAAACCUGUCAUGUGCUCUUACUGCUCGAAAAUAAUCCAUGAUGUCAACUACUUGAAAAGGCACGAACAGACACACCAAGAAUUUCGAGAAAGAGAAGUGACAUGCCCAAAAUGUGGCUAUAAAACAUACACCAAACAAAGCCUACGCUCGCACAUGGAAUGCCAUAAUGAAAAUCGCGAAAAGAAAUAUAAAUGUGAAUUCUGUGACAAAGCAUUUUUCCAACGUGGUGCCUGUAAUAUACACCGCCGAAUUCAUUUAGGACAAUGCGUUAAAUGUCCAAUAUGCUCUAAGGAGUUUCCACGGCAAGUUGAUGUUGAUGUUCAUAUGAAAUCGCACUCUGGCACUCCUUUAAUACCUAUCAAGCCAAGACAAAGAAAACAUUUAGUCCACUGCAAAGAUUGUGAUAAGGACGUAGAAGGUCGAAAGUUUUAUGAACAUCGAGCUAAACAUUUAAAUCAACCUCUGGCACGUUGCACUCUCUGUGAAAAGGAUUUUUUCAGCCGGAAGACAUGUACCAACCACAUGAAAAAUGUUCACAAACGAACAAAAGAUAAUUAUGAGGAUAUUACCAUGUAUUAUGAAAAAUACCGUAUGCGUUUGUCAUAUAAAAGACUGGUUCAACAGGAGGAAGUGAUACCCAAGACAGAGUAG